AUGCCAGAUUAUCCAGUGAACGUGUCACGAUCCAGCACCUUCAACGUCCCUCAUCCAAUUCACCGCGAUCCGCCAGUCUCCUGCUAUCAACAGUCGGCCCUCGAUAUAACCUUCGCAUCCGCGAAACCCACGAAUUAUCUGUGUCCCAUGGCAUCGCCCACCAUGAGUCAUAGUGGGACCUGUAAACCUCCUGUAGUUAGCCCUUUCAAGAGGACUCGUAAAAGCCGCAUCGUCUUUGAUUUCUCCACCGAAGAGAUGGCUAAGUACUUUCAUAUGUCACAGCGUGAGGCUGCACAGCAACUUGGUGUUGCUACGGUUACCAUUAAGCGAAAUUGCCGACGCCUUGGUAUUGUCUGGCCAUACCGACUUAUGAAAUCAAAAAAUCGCGUUAUUAAGUGCUCUACUAUUUUGCGAGAAGACAUACAGCGCAUUCGUCACACACGUUCGCUUGGACAUGCAGAAGCCGGUCGGUCACAUUCGAUGCAUGACCCUAGACGAUUAUUAGAUGCUUGCAACGACGAAGUCGCCGCUAAGGCUAUAACCUUGCUCAGUCACAGCCAUAUUGAGCUCACGCAAGCUGGCCGUGCAUUUGCACGACUUCCACUGGACUGCGUUCCUCCUCUCGAAUGA
Molecule: messenger RNA, 630 nt
Organism: Plasmopara halstedii
Lineage: Eukaryota; Oomycota; Peronosporomycetes; Peronosporales; Peronosporaceae
Product: Winged helix-turn-helix DNA-binding domain
Exons: 1
Coding region: 1-630 (209 amino acids)
Molecular function (GO): DNA-binding transcription factor activity
Source: RefSeq, a predicted model, not a curated record